Dictyostelium purpureum is the source of this 3966-nucleotide messenger RNA. RefSeq lists its product as uncharacterized. The transcript has 4 exons. Gene Ontology annotation, biological process: chromatin remodeling; regulation of DNA-templated transcription. The coding region runs from base 1 to 3966 and encodes 1321 amino acids. NCBI's taxonomy places the organism in Eukaryota, Evosea, Eumycetozoa, Dictyosteliales, Dictyosteliaceae. Gene Ontology annotation, cellular component: chromatin; nucleus. The record is from RefSeq and is a predicted model, not a curated record.
AUGUUAGAGCAAGAUACAGUGGUCGAAGAAAAAACUAGUUUUGAAACAACCACAACGACAAAUACAGAAGAUACAAUACGAACAACAACCGAUAAUGUAAAUGCAGCAACAACAGCUUUAGAUAAUAAUGAUAUAAAUAAUAGUAAUACAGGAAGUGGUAACAGUAAAAAUAUUGUUGAAAAAGUAGAGCAAUUAGAAAGAGUAAUAAACAAUAGUAAUAAUGAUAAUAAUAGCAAUAAUAGUAGCGAAUCAACUGAUGUCACAUUCACCGAUAUAGAUAAAAACAGUACUAAUACAGACUCUGAUAACGAAACUUUUUAUACAACAACAACCUUCGAGAUAAAUAAACAAUCAAAAACCUUCGAAACAAGUGAGGAAUCAACCACCAAAAUUUCCAUAAUUAAUAAUAAAAAUAGCGAUGAUGACACAAUAAUAAACGAUAAUAAAAAUAAUGAAAAUAAUGAAAAUAAUGAAAACAAUAAUAAUAGUAAUAGUAAUAAAGAUAAUAAUAUAGAUAAUAGUAUAAAUAAUGAUGAUAAUAAUAAUAAUGAUAAUAAUAAUAAUAAUAAUAUAGAGGAGGUUGAGGAAGAGUCCAAAAUAAAUAAAAAUAACAAAAAGGAUAAUAAAUCAGCACCUAGAAGAAAACGUAGCUCACUUUCUGUUCUCCAAGGUGAUAUGGACAUAAAUUUAGAUUCAACAAAUACAUCAAUAAGAAAAACUAGAGGCACCAGAAACUUAAAUAAUAAUAUUUCAAAUAGUAGUAACAGUAAUAAUAUAAAUAAUAUAAAUAAUGGCAAUGUUAAUAGUAAUAAUAUAGAUAGUAAAAAAGAUUCAGAGGAAUUUAUGUUAACACCAGAACAAGCAAAAGAAUUAUCAAGUAAAAGUAAAAAAUGGGUUUAUGUACCAAUUAUAGAAGAGCCAAAGAAAGAGGAACCAAAGGUUGACGAGCCACCAAAAAGAGUAAGAAUAAAUGUUUAUAAUGAAAAUUUAAUAUUUGCAUCAUCAACAAGAAAAUCAGCAGCACAAAAUACAAAAGAAGAACAAUUAACCGAAAAAAUACCAACUAAUAUAAUAAAAAUAAAUACAGUUCCAAUAUCAAAAAAAGAUGCUGCAAAAUCACCAAAAGUUAUUACUAUAGUUUCAAAGAAACCAACUCCACCUUCACCAGUUGUUAUUCCUCAACCUACACCAACCACAAAUAAAAAAUCAGCAGCUCAUAAAAGAAAAUCGACAUCAACAACAGAGGCACCAGAGGUUACUAUUACUUCACCAUCAACCGAAUCAGCAACAAUCCAAGAGUUACAACAAUCAAUUUCAAUGUUACAGGAUCAAUUAAGAUUAAUUAGUAGCUCAAAUAAUAUAAAUUUAAAUAAUAGCACAAAUAAUACAGUUAAUAAUGAUACAAAUACAAGUACAAAUACUACUACAAAUAUAAACACUACAAAUACAAAUAAGAGUAAAUCUAAAACUACAUCAACUACAACCACCAUAACCACAGCUAGUAGUACCACUUUGGCACCACCAUCAACAGAAAGAAAAUACUCAAGUUUAUACAGCGAUGAUGAAGAUGAUAUUGAAAUGGAGGAUACUCAAGAAACAAAAGAAGAAGAAGAACAGCCAUCCGAGACAUCAAAAGAAACUAUUACUAUAGUAGCAGCUAAUAAAUCUUCGUCUUCAAAAAAAAGAAAGUCAGCAGGUUCAUCUUCAACACCAUCAAAUAAUAAUAGUAAUAAUAAUAAUAGCAUCGAAAACAAUAUAGAAUCAUCAAGUGAAACCACAACUGCUGAACCAAAAACUAAACCACAAAAGAAACCAAGGCAAUCAAUACAACCAACUACACCAAUUUUCCCAAGGAUUCCAAUUGGUGGCACAAGUGAAAGAGCUCAAAGAUCCUCAAAGGGCAGAAGAAGAAUUUUAAUGGAUGUUGUAUUAUCACCAGUAUUCAAGAGAUGCUCUGAUCUUUUAGAUGAACUUAUGGAACACCCACAAGCUGGACCAUUCCUCGUUCCUGUUGACCCAUAUGCUUUGGGUAUUUUGGAUUACUUUAACUUCAUCAAACGUCCAAUGGAUUUUGGCACAAUCAAAAAUUCAAUAGUUGGUGGUGUUUAUCACACUAUUGAUGAAUUUGCUGAAGAUGUUCGAUUAGUAUUUAGUAAUGCCAAAGCCUAUAAUCCACCAGCAAAUCUUGUACAUAUAAUGGCUAAAACUCUCGAAGACCUCUUUGAAGAAAAAUUCCCUCAAGUUAUUGAAGAGCCUGAUGAAUCUGACGAAACACAAGAUAAAGUUAAUGUUUCAAAUGUAAAUAAAGAUUCAAGAAGAAAACCUUCAUCAUCUUCUCCAUCAUCAAGUCAUUCAUCAUCAAAAAGACGAUCAUCCACAUCAUCAAGUCGUUCUUCAUCAUCCAGAAGCAGCAGCAAUAGAAAGAAACUCCCAGAAAUUACAAUGGAGGAAAAAACUAAAUUGGGUUCAGAGAUUACACAAUUACCUGUUGAAUAUUUACCAAAGAUUCUUCAAAUUAUACAUAAUACCAAUUCACUUCCAGAUCAUGAUCCAAACGAAGAGGUUGAAAUUGAUUUAAAUAAUUUCGAUGAUGAUACUCUCAGAAGAUUAAAUAGAUUUGUAGAACAAUUCAAGAGUGGUGAACUCCCACCUCCAUCCGCUUUGCCAUCAUCUGCUCCUUCAUCAAGUCAUAGUCACAGCAGCAGCCAUAGCCAUGGUAGUAAUCACGAUCAACAAAGAGAGAUUGAGAAUCUCGAGAAACAACUUGAGCGUUUGAAAAAGAAUUCAAGAGGUGGUAGUUCAUCACAUCACAGUAAAAGACAAGUUUCAAAACCAAUUUCAAAAGCUAGAGGUAGAAAAGUUGUUUUAUCAACUCCAACAUUAUCUGGUAGUUCAAAUAAUCUUAAUGCUCUAAAGAGAGAGGAGGAUGUUGUUAUUGAUGAUAUCGAAGAGGCUCUCAGAAAGGAUUAUCCAAACUCAAUAUCUGAAAAAGACCCUGAAACUGAUGCUUCAAGUGAUAGUGACAGCGACAGCAGUGACAGUGAUAGUGGUUCAUCCGAUUCCAGUAGUUCUUAUUCUGAAUCUGAUUUUAGUGAUAGUGAAGAUGAUCGUAAACAUAAAAAUAAUAAUUUUAAUAAUAAUAACAAUAAUAAUGGUUCAUUAUCCACAACAACAACAACCACUACCACAACCACAACAACUAAUACAACAAAUACAACUACCCAACCAUCACCAUCACAACCAUCAACCACCCUAAAUAUUGAUAUCAUUAAGCCACCAACUAUUCUUCAAACUGUAAAAAAACCAGCUAUUCCAGUUGCCUCAAAUGUUGCCUCAUGGAGUUUUGAUAAUAAAGAAACAAAUACACCAUCAUUAACAAGCAGUACUAAUAAUAUUGGUAAUAGUAAUCAACCACACUCAUCUUCACCAAUUUCAUCAUCAACCCACGUUUCAUUUUCCUCAUCAUCAUCGACUCCUCCAUCGAGCACAUUAUCACCACCAUCACCAGGUCUCCCAAACUCCCCAUCUAUAAAUUCGCCCGCAUCUCCUAAUACCAAUGCAACAGCAGCCACUGUUAGUGACUCAACAUGGAAUCACUAUAAAAAUAGAAAUAUUACCUUAAAACAAAAAGAAAAAGAAAGAAUUGUUCAAGAAGAAAUAUUAAGAAAAGAAAGGGAGGAAAAAGAAGAGGAGCUCAGAAAAGAAGAGGAAAAGAGAAGAAUUGAAUAUGAAGAACAAAGAAAAUUAGCAAAAGAAAAAGAAGAAAGAGAUGCUGAAGAAGCUAGAAAGGUAAUUGAAGCUGAAAGAACUGCUGCUAGAGAAGCAAGAGAAAGAGAAAAGCUUAAUAACUCUAAGGGAAAUAUGUCAUUCCAAUAUCAAAUGGAUGUAAUGGCUAAUUUUGAAAAUAAUAUAGACUCGACACCACUUUUAAAUCUUCAACUCAAACCAAUUGAAGAUACAUUGUAA